CGCGCUUCAACUUCGGUUGGUGUGUGUCGAAGAAACCUGACGGUGACCUGAGGAGAACAGCGAAGAGGGUCCACCGAGCCUCGCGGAAGGUCCGCUGAGCGGGCUCGCGUCCGGAGCCACUCCGGGCUGCGGAGCACCCAGCGGAGCCCACGCCUGGCGCAGGUGUGGGACCCCGUCCUUCGUGUCUUCGCAGAGGAGUCCUCGCGUGGUGAGUAUGCGAAACAAAAAGCUUUUGAAAACAAAAAGAAGAAAGGGUGGAAGAGGAGGCCAGGACCCAGGCCUCCAUCCCCACAGGAGUGAAGCCACACCUGGGAGGUCUCCUCCCACCCCAACUCUCACCCUGGGGCCCGACUGCCCCCCUCCUCCUCCUCCUCCUCCCCCCAACGCUCCCUCCUCCUCCACCGCCUCCGCCUCCGCCUCCUCCUCCCGCAGCGGCCAGAGGGGCCAGUACAUCCCCAACCUGGCAGAACGAAGGCGGGACGAUCUCUCUGAAGAGAUCAACUCCCUCAGAGAGAAGGUCAUGAAGCAGUCCGAGGAGAACAACAACCUGCAGAACCAGGUGCAGAAGCUCACAGAGGAGAACACCUCCCUUCGUGAGCAAGUGGAGCCUGCCCCUCAGGACGAGGAAGAUGACAUCGAGCUCCGCGGUGCUGCAGCGGCUGCUGCCCCACCCACCCCGGUAGAGGAAGAGUGCCCAGACGACCUUCCCGAGAAGUUUGACGGCAACCCAGACACGCUGGUUCCUUUCAUGGCCCAGUGCCAGCUCUUCAUGGAAAAGAGCACCAGAGAUUUCUCAGUUGAUCGCGUCCGCGUCUGCUUCGUGACAAGCAUGAUGACCGGCCGUGCCGCCCGCUGGGCCUCGGCAAAGCUGGAGCGAUCCCACUACCUGAUGCACAACUACCCAGCCUUCAUGACCGAAAUGAAGCACGUCUUUGAAGACCCUCAGCGGCGAGAAGCUGCCAAGCGCAAGAUCAGACGUCUGCGCCAAGGCAUGGGGUCCGUCAUCGACUAUUCCAACGCUUUCCAGAUGAUUGCCCAGGACCUGGAUUGGAAUGAGCCUGCGCUGAUUGACCAGUACCACGAGGGCCUCAGCGACCACAUCCAGGCGGAGCUCUCGCGCCUCGAAGUUGCCAAGUCGCUGUCCGCCCUGAUCGGCCAGUGCAUCCACAUCGAGAGAAGGCUGGCCCGGGCAGCCGCCGCUCGCAAGCCGCGCUCCCCGCCGCGGGCGCUGGUGUUGCCGCACAUCGCGCACCACCACCAGGUGGAUCCGACCGAGCCGGUGGGAGGGGCCCGCAUGCGCCUGACCCAGGAAGAAAAAGAAAGACGCCGCAAGCUGAACCUCUGCCUCUACUGUGGAAAUGGAGGUCACUACGCCGACAACUGUCCUGCCAAGGCCUCAAAGGCUUCGCGCGGGAAACUCCCCGGCCCCGCUGUAGAGGGACCUUCAGCGACCGGGCCAGAAAUAAUAAGGUCCCCACAAGAUGAUGCUUCAUCUCCACACUUGCAAGUGAUGCUCCAGAUUCAUCUUCCGGGCCGACACACCCUGUUCGUCCGAGCCAUGAUUGAUUCUGGAGCUUCUGGCAACUUCAUUGAUCACGAAUACGUUGCUCAAAAUGGAAUUCCUCUGAGAAUCAAGGACUGGCCGAUACUUGUAGAAGCAAUUGAUGGACGUCCCAUAGCGUCGGGCCCAGUUGUCCACGAAACGCACGACCUGAUUGUCGACUUGGGAGAUCACCGUGAGGUGCUGUCGUUUGAUGUGACUCAGUCUCCGUUCUUCCCUGUUGUUCUGGGGGUGCGCUGGCUGAGCACACAUGAUCCCAACAUCACAUGGAGCACCCGGUCUAUAGUCUUUGAUUCUGAGUAUUGCCGAUAUCACUGCCGGAUGUAUUCUCCAAUCCCACCAUCCCUCCCACCACCAGCACAGCCGUCAUUUUAUUACCCGGUAGACGGAUGCAGAGUUUACCCACCGGUGAGAUAUUACUACGUCCAGAAUGUAUACACUCCAGUGGAUGAGAACGUCUAUCCAGAUCACCGCCUGGUUGACCCUACCAUAGAAAUGAUACCUGGAGCACACAGUAUUCCCAGCGGACACGUGUACUCACUGUCCGAAUCUGAAAUGGCAGCUCUGCGAGAUUUUGUGGCCAGAAAUGUGAAAGAUGGACUGAUCACUCCGACAAUCGCCCCUAACGGAGCCCAAGUUCUUCAAGUGAAAAGGGGGUGGAAACUGCAAGUUUCUUACGACUGCCGAGCUCCCAACAAUUUCACUAUCCAGAAUCAGUAUCCUCGACUCUCUAUUCCAAAUUUGGAAGACCAAGCUCACCUGGCAACGUACACUGAAUACGUUCCUCAGAUACCUGGAUACCAAACGUACCCCACGUACGCCACGUACCCGACCUACCCAGUAGGAUUCGCGUGGUACCCAGUGGGACGCGACGGCCAGGGGCGAUCGCUGUAUGUUCCUGUAAUGAUCACCUGGAAUCCGCAUUGGUACCGCCAGCCGCCCGUACCCCAGUAUCCGCCGCCGCAGCCGCCGCCGCCACCUCCGCCUCCGCCGCCGCCGCCAUCCUACAGCGCCAUGUGAAUACCUGUCAUGUCCUGCAGGAUCUCUGCCCUCAAAAUGUUUUCCUGUUCAGCUUCUCAAUCAGUGACUGUGUGCUAAAUUGGGCUACUGCAUCUUUAGGCCAACCCCAGGCACGGUCCUCUCUGAAAUUCAGGCUGCAGGUCAGGGCUGUCCUGCACUAGCACUUAUCCCGAAAGACCUCCACUAUCUUCUGGGAGAGACAGAAUAUUUACCAACAAAUUAUCUCUCAGUUUUCCACCUUGACUGCCAAUCUAACUAAAAUUCGUAAAAAGUUUACUUCCCAGCAAAUUCUGGAAGCACUGAAACCUCUGUCACCAUCUGAAUUGUAGGCUGCCAAAUUUCUCGUACAUAUACAGAGAAGCUGAUGC
Messenger RNA from Diceros bicornis minor, 2949 nucleotides. RefSeq names its product paternally expressed 10 (gene PEG10). The record is from RefSeq and is a predicted model, not a curated record. Lineage: Eukaryota; Metazoa; Chordata; Mammalia; Perissodactyla; Rhinocerotidae. Gene Ontology annotation, cellular component: cytosol. Gene Ontology annotation, molecular function: zinc ion binding; nucleic acid binding.